GUCAGCGUACGGUCUGAUGUUAUGUGAGGCUGCAGAUGCACGAGAAGGGAAAGAAAUGCAGCAGAGGGGCGCCCUACAUGUUAACAGGCAGAGACAUAGCAUUGGAAGUUACAUGCAUCUAACUUUGUGAGUGUAAUCAGGCCACCAUGCUGCCCUGGAGGAUGGUUAUCGUUGGGUUUUUCUACUGCUGCAUCGACGCAGGUGUCACCCAGCAUCAAACUAAAGCCCUAUUUCCAGCAGCAAGCAGAGCAAAAAAAGGGGUGGCAAAUGUGGUUAACUCCACCUUCCACAACUCCUUUGAUGAUGUUCAUCUAUUAUUUGAGGUACUGCUGUCUGGGGUUCACUUUGAGGCCAGUGGAGAGUUUUCAGUACAAGAUGCUGAGUUGGCUUCACUUCGCAAGACAAGAAACCUGAAAGUCAUCUGUGAGGAGAUCAUUCCCAGGAAGCUAACAGACAUAUUUAGGCUCAUCUCUGACCUUUCGAAUCAAAUUGGUCCCCUACAUCAGGACGAUUUUGAACGCACCCUAUUGACCUUGGUAUACACCACCCAGCAGCUUGUCAAUUCCACUACUGGGCAUGAACGAGAUGUUUGGGAAGAGUCCUUUGUUAGUUUGUACAAAGCCAUUAAGCAGGAUCUAACAGGGACAAAUUAAACAGACUGUUCUUAUGCAGUGGCUUCAUGAUGGACUUUACUAUGUACAUAACAAAAAAAAAUUUUUUUUUUUUUUUUUGAAAAAUAUGCAUUAAGAUCAGAGGGUAGCCCAGAAGUGAAGAAGCUGUUAGGUAAAGAAACUGCCACAAAUAGAUAAAGUGCAUGGACUGAUAAUGAUGCAAUUAUUAACACACUGACUGUCACAUCAAAGUUAAUUUAAACACGAGGUAUAUAAAUGACAAUAUAUGAAUGAAACUAUAGUCAGAUUAAUGCUAACUAAACAUCAUGGAUCUACUUACAUUCACAUGUCUUUUCAGUGUUUGUUCACUAGCACCUGUCUGUAAUCACAUGGUGAAAUCAAAGAAAACAAUAAAAUUUCAAGCUUUAAACCAAAGAAAUUAUUGGUUCUAUCCAAUAGUAAACAGUGUAUGCUCUAUGAGAAUGUCAGAUUAGUGUACCGAAAAAAAAUGUCUUCAAGAAAAUAUAGAUUCCUAGAUAUAGAUAGAUACAUUAUAUGGACAAAAGUAUUGGAACACCUCACCAUUGCACCAAAGGAGACUUUGUGACAUCACCUUCUAAAUAUGUAGACAGCUUUGCAGCUACGAAAGCUUCCACUCUUCCGCAAAGGCUUCCCAAAAGAUUUUAGUGUGAUAGAGUGUUUCUUUGGAAAUUUUUGCCCAUUCACACAGUAGAGCAUUUGUG
Scatophagus argus is the source of this 1354-nucleotide messenger RNA. RefSeq names its product protein FAM180A-like. NCBI's taxonomy places the organism in Eukaryota, Metazoa, Chordata, Actinopteri, Scatophagidae. The record is from RefSeq and is a predicted model, not a curated record. Bases 147 to 653 code for a protein of 168 amino acids. The transcript is spliced from 3 exons.